Fusarium pseudograminearum CS3096 is the source of this 195-nucleotide messenger RNA. RefSeq lists its product as uncharacterized. The coding region runs from base 1 to 195 and encodes 64 amino acids. The transcript has 2 exons. Lineage: Eukaryota; Fungi; Ascomycota; Sordariomycetes; Hypocreales; Nectriaceae. The record is from RefSeq and is a predicted model, not a curated record.
AUGGCCGCUAUCAAGUCUCUCAUGACCCGCGACUCGGUCGCCCACCAGCUCGCCAAGCGCCAGAACUGGGCUGCUAAGGAGGCUGGUGUUAUUGUCGUCUUCUGCAUCGUCGGCGUUGUCGCCAUUGGCCUUCUCAGUCUCUUCUUUUACAAGAAGGCUGCUGCUCGCAAGGCUAACAAGGCCUCCGCCGUCUAA